Molecule: messenger RNA, 1290 nt
Organism: Prorocentrum cordatum
Lineage: Eukaryota; Dinophyceae; Prorocentrales; Prorocentraceae
Source: the annotation of a GenBank genome assembly
AUGCUCAUGAAGCUGCUGUGGCUCGCUCUGUGCACGACUGCGCUCGAGGCCUUUGAGGAGGAGCCUGCACCGAACGAUGGGUCCGUGUUCGUGACGAGCUACCUGCCAGACCGCGACAAGGACGGCCAGACAGCUACCGCCGUCGACCUGAGUUCCCUCGGCUGGAAGGCUGAGAACGCGAUGCACAGCGGCUACAUCACGGGCGGUCCUGGGGCGUCCUCCCUCUUCGGCAUGUUUACGGAGAUUGGCCCUUUCGGCAUUGCGCCAGGUGGCACGAUAGAGCCACGGGCUGUGAAUUGGACUCAGCACUACCACUUGCUGUUCCUGGACAAUCCAGUCGGCACUGGCUUCAGCUUCACCGAGACAGAGGAGGACUUCGUCUCCAGGCACGAGCAGGCGGGCGAGGAUCUCCAGGAGGCGCUGUCUCAAUUUUUCCAGCUGUUCCCCCACCCCCAACUUCGCAAGAACCGCUUCUACGUGACGGGGGAGUCGUACGCCGGCAAGUGGGUUCCGUCCUGCGCGUACGCUAUCCACGGGAAGAAGAAUGUUUCUUUCCAGGAGGAGCGCAUUAACCUGAAGGGCAUCGCCAUCGGCGAUGGUGCGAUGAACCCUGCAGAGCAGUUCAAGGGCUUCGGCGACCUGCUCUGGUUCAAUGGAAUGGUGGACGAGGUGGAGAAAGCGCAGCUUCAGGCAUACGAGGCGCGCAUCCAGGAAGCGCUGAAGGCCAGUGACACGGUUGGAGCCGAUGAGAUCUUCGAUGAGAUGUUGAAUGGGAGCCACGUUGGGAAUCGCAACUACGCGCCAGAGAACAACACCGUGGAGGCGCACCUCAAGCCCGACUGGAUGCGGGACGUCCUUGCCGAGCUCGUGCCGAUCAUGGAGAAUUAUAAGGGGUCUGCCCGCAACUUCUGCUUUGGGCUCAAGCGCAUCCUGAAUCGUGAUUUCAAGCGCAUCCUGAAGAACGAUUUGGGCAUUCAGUAUAAUAUCAGUGUUUCUGACGAGUCGCCUUGCCAAGUGCACUUUGGCGGUGAACUUGCGCUCGCAGUCAGCGCCAACGGUGCCGCGGCGGAGCGCACCUGGGAAGGCGAUGCCAUAUCUGGACAUGAGUUCGCUCAGCUGGACCACGUGUUAUGCCAUCGCAACGUUCUGCGCGCCGUCGAGGAUAUCUGGACGAGCCGGCAGGAGCACAGCCGUGCCAAGAAGAUCGAGUGGCGCAGGUCGAGCAAGGGCCCUGGCAGCCAGCUCCCCGACGUGGCCGGGUACGCCCACCAGGUCGGCCAGUUCUCGCAG